CUCCCUUGCCUGCCUGCCUCCCCUCUUACCUACACACCGUUAUGAGCGCCUUUGGAAAGUUGAGAGCCAUUGUCACUGGCCGUGUGCCCGGCGACGCGCAACAGGUUUUUGAAAACCUGCAGGCUGCUUCGAUCCCUGUCACUUCCGCUGACUGUAGAAACUGUGCCGAUCCCUGCGAAGACCAUGACGAUUUUUCCAAACGUAUCGACGUCAACAUGGAUUCCGACAUGCUCGGCUCCGUGAAGCCCUACCGCCGCCAGGUUCUGGUGUCGACCAGGAAAAGUGACUGGGAAAGGGAGGUUACAAGCGCCUAUGGCACUCUCGCCUACUAUUUGUCCGAGGCCGACAGUGCGCUUGGCAAAGGGCAUAAACACAAACGCAAGGGCGGCGGCUCCGGCAUUCCCGGUGUCUUCGCCCAGGACGAGGCCACACGGCUGUCGAUUCUUAAUGCGAGCCAUAAGACAUUCUGCGAUGACCACACUCAGGAGUCUGUCAUCGUUCUUCCGGACUUUAAAGUUGUGGCGGGUGUCCCGCACUCGCUCCCCGGUGCCGAGCAGCUUUGGAAGACUGCACUAGAUCCCGACUGUCGGCGCGCAGGUUCAAAGCAGGAAGCCUCUGAGCUCAAGUCGUGGAUCCUUCCGUAUUCUUGUCUGAUCUUGCUCUGCUCGCACAAACGGCGUGACAAGAGGUGCCACAUCUCUGCUCCUAUUCUAGAAAAGACAUUUGUCCAGUAUCUUGAGAAAGAAGGGUGGGAGGCGCAUACCCAGCUCGAAGACCUCUCGCAUACGCCUUCGAUAGAGGACACCGAUAGCGACGAAGCCGCGCUCGAGGAGCAACUCAAGGCACACCAGAGCGAGCACAGGGUGCUCAUCAUCAAGAGCUCUCACAUUGGAGGGCACAAGUUUGCUGGAAAUUGUAUUAUAUAUACCCCGCGCGGAGCGAGCGUAUGGUAUGGCCGCGUGACACCCCACGACGUCGAGUCCAUCGUUCAGAAUACCAUUGUCUUGGGGCAGAUUCUGGCUCCUUUACUUCGAGGUGGCCUGGAUCUUGCCAAGCCGGGCUGCAACAGCAUUUACCAGUGGUGAUCUUACGCUAGAAAUAUGAUCUUCCAUGUAGAUGUCACAGUGAACGAUCUCUCCAUCGAAAUACUGGUUCCUUCCAACUUAUACAUACUAUAGAAUGGACACUGGUUUUGUUUCUUUUGC
Messenger RNA from Coniophora puteana RWD-64-598 SS2, 1205 nucleotides. RefSeq lists its product as uncharacterized. The record is from RefSeq and is a predicted model, not a curated record. NCBI's taxonomy places the organism in Eukaryota, Fungi, Basidiomycota, Agaricomycetes, Boletales, Coniophoraceae. The transcript has 6 exons. The coding region runs from base 42 to 1085 and encodes 347 amino acids.